Molecule: messenger RNA, 2724 nt
Organism: Blumeria graminis f. sp. triticale
Lineage: Eukaryota; Fungi; Ascomycota; Leotiomycetes; Helotiales; Erysiphaceae
Source: the annotation of a GenBank genome assembly
AUGACCUCAAAACUUAUUUCUCGAGUUCUAGAUACGAACAUUACAAGUAGAUCAAUAUACGAAGCACUCAGUUAUCAUGAAGAAGGGUCCCCGUCUGAUGUAGAGCUGAAUGUUGGAUUUAAUAUAGAUGAAGAGAACCUUGGACUGCAAAAUCAUGAGCUUGCUGACGUUGAUAUUUUCAAUGAAAACGAUAGCCAUGUAGCUGUCGAAAGUACGGGAUUUUUAUCACAUCAAGAGAACCCACUUCAAAGAUUGGAUGAAGAUACACGAACAACGCAUGUAAAUCGUUCGAAAUGGGACCACCAAAUUCCCAGAUUACAAACAGAAGACGGUGAUGAUGAUGUUCCAGCUUCAUUGCUUAUCGAAGGGCAUGAUAUUCCGGGCCCUCGAACACCGAAAACUAUAAGAAAAAGCCAGCCAAAACCUUUCCGCAAGGCUUUACCCAAGCCUGGCAUUUUAAAUGGGAAAUCAACUGCAACAUUAAAUGAUACAUACUCCCAACCAAACCCGCAAGUAUUUGAUAGAAAUAACACAGGGAACCCUUUGAAAAGCCCUGGAAUCACUGCAGCGUUUCUCAGAAACUCUCGAGAAAAAGCGCUAUGGAGAUGGGCGAACGUCACCAAUUUGGAUAAUUUUAUAAGAGAAGUAUAUGAUUACUAUUAUGGCUCUGGCAUACAAUGUAUUUUACUCGAGGGUUUCCUAAACUUGUUUCAGGUUGUCUUCGUUGCUAUUUUUACAACCUUUCUCACUCAGUGUGUAGAUUUUCCUCAGAUACCAACAAGCCGAAACCUUUCAGAGGUCCUAGUACCACAAUGCACCAAGAAAAUUGCUGGAUUUUCAAAUCUAGCGAUAUGGCUGUUCACUUUGCAUGUUUUUUGGAGAAUUUAUCAAUUACUUGCAGAUAUUCCUCGUUUAUUGCGGAUCAGAGACUUCUACUUAUAUCUCCUUGAAAUCCCUGAAAGUGAUAUGCAAACUGUAUCCUGGCAAGAUGUGGUGGCUCGUAUUAUGGCCUUGAGAGAUGCUAAUCCGAUCACGGCCGAAAUGAUUUCUUCAUCAAACCGAAAAUUUCUCGGGAGUCAGUCAAAACAGCGACUUGACGCACAUGAUAUUGCCAACAGGCUAAUGCGGCGAGAGAAUUAUUUAAUCGCACUAUUCAAUAAGGAUAUUCUCGACUUGACCCUUCCAGUCCCUUUUCUUCAAGGCCGCCAAUUAUUCUCAAGAGCUCUUCUAUGGAAUAUCGACCAGUGUAUCAUGGAUCUUGUAUUCAAUGAGCACGGACAGGUUCGGCAGCUUGUACUUAAAGACUCACAUCGAAAACAAUUGAGUAAUGCUUUGAGAGGUCGGUUUUUAUUCGCAGGAGUCAUGAAUGCUUGCUUUGCGCCAAUAAUAGUUGUUUAUCUAAUGAUAGUCUAUUUUUUGCGAUAUUUUAAUGAAUACCAGAAAAAUCCUGCUGCUGUCGGAUCACGGCAGUAUACUCCCCUAGCAGUGUGGAAGUUUCGCGAGUUUAAUGAACUUCAACAUUUAUUUGAUAAGAGGUUAAAUAUGUCAUAUCCAUUUGCUUCUAGGUACUUGGAUCAAUUUCCAAAGGCUAAGAUGGCUCAUUUUGCGAGGUCUGCGUCAUUUUUUUCAGGAGCGAUAGUUUCAGUGUUGGCAGUUAUUACCCUAUGGGACCCUGAGAUGCUCACUAACUUUGAGAUUACCACUGAUAGACCUGUCGUUUUCUAUAUUGGGGUUUUCGGUGCUAUAUGGGCUUUGACGAAAGGAAUGAUUCCUGAAGAGAACUUAGUCUUUGAUCCCGAGUAUGCCUUACGAAAUGUCAUCGACUACAUACACUACAUGCCUAACCACUGGCAAAAUCGACUCCAUUGCGACGAUGUCAAAAGGGAAUUUGCAACGCUCUAUCAGCUGAAGAUUGUCAUAUUUUUCCAAGAGGUCUUCAGCAUAAUAGUAACGCCAUUUAUAUUAUGGUUUAGCCUUCCCAAAUGCAGCGAACAGAUCAUUGAUUUCUUUCGCGAAUUUACCGUGCAUGUUGAUGGUGUGGGUUACGUUUGCUCGUUUGCUGUUUUCAAUUUCAAAAAAAGUGAUGGCAGAAAAGCGCCAUACCUUGCAAGCAAUACAGAUUAUCGAGAUGACUAUUAUUCUACUAAACACGGAAAAAUGGCAGCUUCUUAUUAUGGGUUUAUUGAUAAUUAUUUGAUCAACCCCAAGACAGCUAUCCAAGGUCAUGUUCCUCCCGGCAUGCAAAAUUAUCCACGAGGCCCAACUUUACCAGGAUUAGUUUCGCCUCUCUUUUCUCCGGAGUCACAAACCCACCGCACCAUACGCAACAAGCAGCGACUUGGAGCUCGCAACUCAAGGUUACUAGCGAAAAACCCUCAUACUAUAUCACCACUGCAGUCUAUUCUUCUUGAUCCUCAUCAUCAACCUUCAAAUUCUGGCUUUGAUGAAAGUUCCUCGCGGUCUCGGUACGUAGCCGAACAGAAUAUUGUUGAAGAAAGUACGGAAGACGAAGAUAUACUUGAUCUCGAGUCCAGAAGAAAACAAACAAUGACGAAAUCAUGUCAGAGUUAUCAAGAAUUGGAUGAAUCUAGAUGGGAAAUGUCACCAACGCGAGCCACAGCAGCCGAAAAUGAAGAAAGUGAUGAAACGGCAACAGGUGUUCUCGGUCUACUGUACAAGUUCCAAAAGGCACAGAAUGAUGGUAGGGGGGGCGUUGAAAUUUAG